Molecule: messenger RNA, 2290 nt
Organism: Lepus europaeus (European hare)
Lineage: Eukaryota; Metazoa; Chordata; Mammalia; Lagomorpha; Leporidae
Gene: FARSA
Product: phenylalanyl-tRNA synthetase subunit alpha
Exons: 13
Coding region: 31-1557 (508 amino acids)
Biological process (GO): phenylalanyl-tRNA aminoacylation
Cellular component (GO): cytosol; cytoplasm; phenylalanine-tRNA ligase complex
Molecular function (GO): tRNA binding; phenylalanine-tRNA ligase activity; ATP binding
Source: RefSeq, a predicted model, not a curated record
UGGAACACGCCGAGCGUGCUGGGAGCCGCCAUGGCGGACGGUCCUGUGGCGGAGCAGCUGCUGAGGCGGCUGGAGAAUGCCGAUGGCGGCCUGGACAGCGCGGAGCUGGCAGCUCAGCUGGGCGUGGAGCACCAGGCGGUCGUGGGCGCCGUGAAGAGCCUGCAGGCAUUGGGCGAGGUCAUCGAGGCCGCCCUUCGCUCCACCAAGCACUGGGAGCUGACAGCCGAGGGCGAGGAGAUCGCCCGGGAGGGCAGCCACGAGGCCCGGGUGUUCCGCAGCGUCCCCUCGGAGGGGCUGGCCCAGAGCGAGCUCAUGCGGCUGCCCAGUGGUAAGGUGGGUUUUAGCAAGGCCAUGUCCAACAAGUGGAUCCGCGUGGACAAGAGCGCGGCGGACGGGCCCCGCGUGUUCCGAGUGGUGGACAGCGUGGAGGACGAGGUGCAGCGGCGACUGCAGCUGGUGCAGAGGGGGCAGGCGGAGAAGCUGGGCGAGAAGGAGAGGAGUGAGCUCAGGAAGAGGAAGCUGCUGACGGAAGUGACCCUGAAGACCUACUGGGUGAGCAAAGGCAGCGCCUUCAGCACCAGCGUCUCCAAGCAGGAGACGGAGCUGAGCCCAGAGAUGAUCGCCAGCGGCUCCUGGCGGGACCUGCCCUUCAAGCCCUACAACUUCCUGGCCCGCGGCAUCCUGCCGGACAGCGGCCACCUGCACCCCUUGCUCAAAGUCCGCUCCCAGUUCCGCCAGAUCUUCCUGGAGAUGGGGUUCACCGAGAUGCCCACCGACAACUUCAUCGAGAGCUCCUUCUGGAACUUUGAUGCCCUCUUCCAGCCCCAGCAGCACCCUGCCCGCGACCAGCAUGACACCUUCUUCCUGCGAGAUCCUGCCGAGGCCCUCCAGUUGCCCAUGGACUAUGUGCAGCGGGUGAAACGCACGCACUCCCAGGGCGGCUAUGGCUCGCAGGGGUACAAGUACAACUGGAAGUUGGAGGAGGCCCAGAAGAACCUGCUGCGGACGCACACGACGGCGGCCAGCGCCCGCGCCCUGUACCGCCUAGCGCGGAAGAAGCCCUUCACCCCGGCCAAGUACUUCUCCAUCGACCGCGUGUUCCGCAACGAGACCCUGGACGCCACGCACUUGGCCGAAUUCCACCAGAUCGAGGGCGUGGUGGCUGACCACGGGCUCCACCUGGGCCACCUCAUGGGCGUCCUGCGGGAGUUCUUCACCAAACUGGGAAUCACCCAGCUCCGCUUCAAGCCGGCCUACAACCCCUACACGGAGCCUAGCAUGGAGGUGUUCAGCUACCACCAGGGCCUGAAGAAGUGGGUGGAAGUCGGGAACUCCGGAAUCUUCCGGCCGGAGAUGCUGCUGCCCAUGGGCCUCCCGGAGAACGUAUCGGUCAUCGCCUGGGGCCUCUCCCUGGAACGCCCGACGAUGAUCAAGUACGGCAUCAACAACAUCCGCGAGCUGGUGGGCCACAAGGUGAACCUGCAGAUGGUGUACGACAGCCCGCUGUGCCGCCUGGAUGCCGAGCCGGGGCCCCCGAGGACCCAGGAGGCCGCCUGACGCGGGCCCACCCAGCCCCUGUGGCUCUGGAACUCCCGGCCCCUGGCCCCUGUGUUUAUGAGGCCUCCGUGAGGCCAGCACCACCCCCUCCCGCCCUCUCCACCCCCCGGACCUCCUCCUCCACACCCAUCCCGGGGCUGGGAUGGGGGGGGCAGAGAGCAGGUGGCUCCUUCUCCCGUCCAGGAUGGGCCGUCUGGGGCGCCCCUCAGGGUUACCACUGCCUCCUAAUAAAAGCGGACGUUAGCUCUGUGUCUUUCCUUAGCGGUGGGGGUCCCCUGGAGUGAGCAGUGGUUCAGCUUGGGGGCGUGGGUCUUGGCUCUGUGGCAGAGCACAGGGAAAGCCCAGCCCCACCCCAGCGCAUGGCAUCAGGCUGUGGUGGCCGCUGAGGCCCCAGGAACCAGCAUUCCUCCUGCCUGCAGACACUGAGGUUGUGAGAGAAGAAUCCAACAAGGGAGCUGGCAUUGUGGCCCCGCGGCCUAAGCCGCAGCUUGCAAAGCCCACAUCCUAUAGCCACGUGCAGACUGGAAUGCCAGGUUGGAGUCGCGGCUGCUCCACUUUCGCUUGGCUUCCUGCUGCGUGCCCCUGGGAGGGCAGCAGAUGAUGGCCCCAAGUGUUCGGGUCACUGCGGGGUAGACCCACAUGGAGUCAGCUCCUGGCUCCAGCAUGGCCCACACCUGGUAGUCGGGGAGUGGCAGCAGAUGCAGGAUCUCUCCCUUUCUGUCACUCUUCCAAA